AUGAUAUUCCAGGUAGCACCUCUAAUUGUGGCUUCCGCGAUCGCACGAUUCGUAGCUGCGGAAGUUGCGCCGGAGAUCACCACCGUUGCAGAAGGCUACAACGUGAUUGCCAAGCUCCCAUGUAUUGGCUGCCCGUUCCUACACCAGGACACGUCACAAGGCAGCGAUGCACCAUGGACUGAGAGGAAAGAUGAUAACGCUCUGCUGCUGAACAUCUCUCUCCCAUACGACUCAUCGCGAUUGAACAUCAACAAUGCUCCACUGCUAGCAGACUCAAAGAUUCUGCCGCGGAUAUACGUCAAUCAAGUCUUGUUGGACACGUCGAAAGACGAUGUCGAUAAGCUUGUUGAAUCCAAUCAGCUCGACAACCUUGGAGGUGCUUACUUUGGCGCUUCAUACUCCUACUCGUUACGUCGUCUCAAGGAGUCCAACGCGCUGCUAUUCUACUUCGAUGUCAUGGAGAUGUGGACUGAUCUGACCUCUCCACAUCUUACCAUCAUCAUGGACAAGGAGGAGCAGAAGGUUUUGGAAGUCGUGCUUCUACAGCGUCCCUUGCUCUCAGCUGGCGACCAUGCGAGCGCGUACGAAAUCAUCCGUGCUUCACUCGUUCCACGUAAAGAUAUCAAAAAACCGAUGAAAAUGCACAUGUGGUUCCACGACUGGGAUGCCAAUGGCAAGAAAGGCACAGCGACACAUAUGGUCAAUUCGGCUUCGUCAUCCUUUAUCGACUACAUCAGCUCUGGCAUCUGGUCUUUGUUCAUAUUUAUUCUUGCAGUCAUGGCGCUGUUCGUCAUUGUGUGUUUGUUUAUCAUCUUUGGGUGUGGAUUGCAUAAAGACGACUACGAACAGGCGCAGCAUGGCAAACGCAAAAGUGGUGGAAGGAAUGAUAUAGAGUCCGUGCGGAGGUUCAGGACACCCGAAGAGCUGGGACUCAGAGGCAGUGGAAGGGUGGUUGGAGUUGGGAAGAGCGAUUGA
Alternaria alternata is the source of this 975-nucleotide messenger RNA. RefSeq lists its product as hypothetical. NCBI's taxonomy places the organism in Eukaryota, Fungi, Ascomycota, Dothideomycetes, Pleosporales, Pleosporaceae. Bases 1 to 975 code for a protein of 324 amino acids. The record is from RefSeq and is a predicted model, not a curated record. The transcript is spliced from 2 exons.